This is a messenger RNA of Homo sapiens (human), 4660 nucleotides long. It is a transcript of the gene SEPTIN7, whose product is annotated as septin 7. Gene Ontology annotation, cellular component: midbody; spindle; axoneme. The record is from RefSeq and is marked reviewed. The transcript has 14 exons. Gene Ontology annotation, molecular function: GTP binding. Lineage: Eukaryota; Metazoa; Chordata; Mammalia; Primates; Hominidae. Bases 689 to 1843 code for a protein of 384 amino acids.
AGUGCGAGAUCCGCUGCUGCUGAGGAGAGGAGCGUCAACAGCAGCACCAUGGUAGCUGUGAGUAUACUACAUAAUUUAUAGAGUUUUUUUCAGUCUCAGUUAACUUAAAUUUAAUUUAUAGUUGGAUGAAAUAUGAGCCAAGGAAACCUUAGGUUUAAUGCAUAUUUCUAACUCCACUCAUAGCAGACUUUCAAAUAUUUGACUUAAAAAUGUUAGAUUCUGAUUAGUCUCCUAAUUAUUAUGUUUAUAGUUAGCUUUUCAUUUUAAUGGGCUUCGUUUUUAAAAUUUGGCUUAAGAAUUAGUUUUAUGAAAUGAACAAAAGAGCCAAAGAUUAUGGAUGGAAUAUUUAGCUACAUGACUAGUAAACAUUGUAGACUUCUGUUCUUUGUUAAAUCCAAAUGUAUUGAAUUGAUGUUUUGAUCCCAUGAUUGCUUUUUAAAUGAGAAUUUAAAUGUGGCAGAAACUUUUAAGAGAAUGUGUGCCUCUUUUUGCUAUUUUUUAAUGUUGAGAUAAGACUGCCUCCAAAGUAAAAUUAACCAAUGAGACUCUGCUUAUUCAAAUAGUCUUAACUACGGACAGCAUUUCUCACCCAUGGCAACAGAAGAACCUUGAAGGCUAUGUGGGAUUUGCCAAUCUCCCAAAUCAAGUAUACAGAAAAUCGGUGAAGAGAGGUUUUGAAUUCACGCUUAUGGUAGUGGGUGAAUCUGGAUUGGGAAAGUCGACAUUAAUCAACUCAUUAUUCCUCACAGAUUUGUAUUCUCCAGAGUAUCCAGGUCCUUCUCAUAGAAUUAAAAAGACUGUACAGGUGGAACAAUCCAAAGUUUUAAUCAAAGAAGGUGGUGUUCAGUUGCUGCUCACAAUAGUUGAUACCCCAGGAUUUGGAGAUGCAGUGGAUAAUAGUAAUUGCUGGCAGCCUGUUAUCGACUACAUUGAUAGUAAAUUUGAGGACUACCUAAAUGCAGAAUCACGAGUGAACAGACGUCAGAUGCCUGAUAACAGGGUGCAGUGUUGUUUAUACUUCAUUGCUCCUUCAGGACAUGGACUUAAACCAUUGGAUAUUGAGUUUAUGAAGCGUUUGCAUGAAAAAGUGAAUAUCAUCCCACUUAUUGCCAAAGCAGACACACUCACACCAGAGGAAUGCCAACAGUUUAAAAAACAGAUAAUGAAAGAAAUCCAAGAACAUAAAAUUAAAAUAUACGAAUUUCCAGAAACAGAUGAUGAAGAAGAAAAUAAACUUGUUAAAAAGAUAAAGGACCGUUUACCUCUUGCUGUGGUAGGUAGUAAUACUAUCAUUGAAGUUAAUGGCAAAAGGGUCAGAGGAAGGCAGUAUCCUUGGGGUGUUGCUGAAGUUGAAAAUGGUGAACAUUGUGAUUUUACAAUCCUAAGAAAUAUGUUGAUAAGAACACACAUGCAGGACUUGAAAGAUGUUACUAAUAAUGUCCACUAUGAGAACUACAGAAGCAGAAAACUUGCAGCUGUGACUUAUAAUGGAGUUGAUAACAACAAGAAUAAAGGGCAGCUGACUAAGAGCCCUCUGGCACAAAUGGAAGAAGAAAGAAGGGAGCAUGUAGCUAAAAUGAAGAAGAUGGAGAUGGAGAUGGAGCAGGUGUUUGAGAUGAAGGUCAAAGAAAAAGUUCAAAAACUGAAGGACUCUGAAGCUGAGCUCCAGCGGCGCCAUGAGCAAAUGAAAAAGAAUUUGGAAGCACAGCACAAAGAAUUGGAGGAAAAACGUCGUCAGUUCGAGGAUGAGAAAGCAAACUGGGAAGCUCAACAACGUAUUUUAGAACAACAGAACUCUUCAAGAACCUUGGAAAAGAACAAGAAGAAAGGGAAGAUCUUUUAAACUCUCUAUUGACCACCAGUUAACGUAUUAGUUGCCAAUAUGCCAGCUUGGACAUCAGUGUUUGUUGGAUCCGUUUGACCAAUUUGCACCAGUUUUAUCCAUAAUGAUGGAUUUAACAGCAUGACAAAAAUUAUUUUUUUUUUUGUUCUUGAUGGAGAUUAAGAUGCCUUGAAUUGUCUAGGGUGUUCUGUACUUAGAAAGUAAGAGCUCUAAGUACCUUUCCUACAUUUUCUUUUUUUAUUAAACAGAUAUCUUCAGUUUAAUGCAAGAGAACAUUUUACUGUUGUACAAUCAUGUUCUGGUGGUUUGAUUGUUUACAGGAUAUUCCAAAAUAAAAGGACUCUGGAAGAUUUUCAUUGAGGAUAAAUUGCCAUAAUAUGAUGCAAACUGUGCUUCUCUAUGAUAAUUACAAUACAAAGGUUCCAUUCAGUGCAGCAUAUACAAUAAUGUAAUUUAGUCUAACACAGUUGACCCUAUUUUUUGACACUUCCAUUGUUUAAAAAUACACAUGGAAAAAAAAAAAACCCUAUAUGCUUACUGUGCACCUAGAGCUUUUUUAUAACAACGUCUUUUUGUUUGUUUGUUUUGGAUUCUUUAAAUAUAUAUUAUUCUCAUUUAGUGCCCUCUUUAGCCAGAAUCUCAUUACUGCUUCAUUUUUGUAAUAACAUUUAAUUUAGAUAUUUUCCAUAUAUUGGCACUGCUAAAAUAGAAUAUAGCAUCUUUCAUAUGGUAGGAACCAACAAGGAAACUUUCCUUUAACUCCCUUUUUACACUUUAUGGUAAGUAGCAGGGGGGGAAAUGCAUUUAUAGAUCAUUUCUAGGCAAAAUUGUGAAGCUAAUGACCAACCUGUUUCUACCUAUAUGCAGUCUCUUUAUUUUACUAGAAAUGGGAAUCAUGGCCUCUUGAAGAGAAAAAAGUCACCAUUCUGCAUUUAGCUGUAUUCAUAUAUUGCAUUUCUGUAUUUUUUGUUUGUAUUGUAAAAAAUUCACAUAAUAAACGAUGUUGUGAUGUAAUAUUGUGUGAGGUCUUAAAUAUCCUACAGUCGAUGUACAAGAGUAGAGUAUGUUUGGGAAGAAACUUUUCAGCUUAAGUUUGCCUCCUCUACAAUGACAUCUUUUAUAUGCUUGUCUCAUUUAGAAUGCAUAUGUGCUGAUUUUCUAAUUUAAGAGAUACCAUAUCUCUCUAUUCAUUUCUAUCUCUCAUUUGUAUGCUUAUUUUUCUGAGAACAUUUUUUUUUUCCCCCAGACAGGGUCUUGCUUCAUUGCCCAGGCUGGAGUGCGGUGGCACAAACACGACUUGACUGCAGCCUCAACCCUCUGGGCUCAAGCAGUCCUCCUGCCUCAGCCCCCUGAGUAUCUGGGAUUGCAGGCGUGCACCACCACGCCUGGCUAAUUUUUGUAUUUUUUGCAGCCUCCCAAAGUUCUGGGAUUACAGGCAUGAGCCGUCAUGCCUGGCCUCUGAGAACAGUUUCUGACUCAUUCAGAUUAGGUAUACUCUCAAGUCCCUGGAAACUGAAAUUUUUUUUAACUGUAAAGAGGGUAGUGUCAUUUCUUUUCUUAAGGUCAAGUGACAUAGAUUUUAAUGUAAUGCAUAAUUUAGGUAAGAAAUUAAUUAAUGUAGCCUAGUUUAUUAUCUUGAAAUGUUUUACCCUAUUUACUUUUUAAAAUUAAUGACCUAAGCGGAGGGAAUAAUUAUAAGUCAAUAGCAGAGAGAUUGUUGUUUGGGUGUUUAUUUUUUUCAGUUUUUGUUUUGAGAGAUUGGGUUAACACCUCUAGCCAAAAUUGUUUGGUUUUAGGGAGGCUAACAAUAACCUACUGAAUUUGGAAAAUGCAAAGGUAAAAAAUGUAUAUAGACUGCCUGCUGAACUGGUUAAGUACUACUGCUUCUGGGAAAUACUAUUUCAAAAUUCUAUGUAUUAUAAUAAUAAAUUUGUAAGACAUUCAUUAUUCUACCAUCCUAAUGAAAACUUUCAGAAGUCUUUCUUUAUCCAUGGCAUGCCCAGGGUUUUACCUGAAUCUGAUACAGGAUCUAUAUAACUUUACUAGGACUUUUGAUUGUUGACUCCAGGCUUAGGUAUAUCAGAAGGUUCUUUUUGCCAUUUGGCCUGUGGAUGUCUGAGAAGAUCAUUCACAAUACAUGUAAAAUUCAGGUAGGCCUAAGGAAAGGCCAGCCUGUAGAAAGCAAAAUGGCAGUGUCUGUUCUCCACUGUUGGAGGCAUUAUGUAAUUUAAGUAUCCUGUUAGCCACUGUCUUUCUGCUAAUUAAGUGGGGCUGAACAAGUAAGCACUAAUAAUACCAGUGAACCACUUGGGCACCUUGUGGGUAGAGUUUUGCUGCCACCUAGUGGAAUGGGAUAUCAUUGCUUCCAUAUCAGGUUCACAAGCAAGUUAAGUGGGCACAGUUUAUUUCUGUGUAGCUCAGGCUGUAAUCUUGAAAGCUGAGGAGAUACCCAUGCCUCUCAGACUCAUUAGCUGGGUGUCACAUUACCACCUGCACAUUCUGACCCACCGCAUCUUAAUAUGUUUUGUCCUCUUGGAGAAACUAGGAGUAGAAGUCAGGAUAUGGUAGGUAAGGGGGAAAAAGGAAAGACGGCUUGAUAGCUAUGAAUGCAUGAGGAGCGAAAUGUUGACUCAGUUAUCUAGAUCAUGGUCUCCAAACCUGAUGCUAUUUCCUUACAAAAAUAUUUGUUGAGCAUGUGUCCAUAAUUAUAUGUAUUGAACAAUGAAAAUAUGUGUCAACAAAUGUACUGCUACACUAAUGUGAACAUUAUGGAACAAAAUUUGAAAGAGUGAAAUAAAAGGUUUACACUUUCCCCAA